This is a messenger RNA of Paramecium sonneborni, 454 nucleotides long. The record is from the annotation of a GenBank genome assembly. Lineage: Eukaryota; Ciliophora; Oligohymenophorea; Peniculida; Parameciidae.
AAAUAUUGGCUAAAUAAGUUUAAAUAAAAAGAUCAGAAAUUCCUGAUAAUUGGUCUUUAGAAUCAGCUGAUUUUAUAAAUCGAGUAAAUAUUUUAUUUAUAUUUCGAUUAGUUAAUCUAAAGAAAACCUGCGAAUAGAUUAGGUUUUAAUGGACCUUAAGAAUUAAGAUAACAUUCUUGGUUUAAAAAUUUUCCAUGGUAAAAACUUUAUAGUAAAGAAUUAAAGGCACCUUUUAUUCCUCAUGUAAUUAUAAAUUUAAAAUGAUAUAGUAAACAGAGGAUAAUUUUGAUGCUCGUUAAAUAUCAAUUGAAGAUGAAGAAAAUAAUGAAUUGAUUUAAUAAAAUGCGAUAAUGUUAAGGAGAAAUUCAAUUUAAUGUAUAAUUAGAUAUAUAAAUAGCAUUAUUUAAUGGAUAUGAGAUUGAUAAUUUUACAUAAGCAAGUGAACCUACAAAAC